GGCAGGGCAGCUACAGGAAGAUCGGGGCUGUUGGAUUUUGCAGGCCCAGGCUCUGCCGGGUGGCCUGCGGGGCACCGGCUGGGACAGUGGCUUCAGGGGUGGAGGGAGAUGUUCCCUGAGGGUGAGGAGUCGGGGCUGAAGCCCAGUAUCCAGGCUGCCUGGGUCCAAAUCCUGGCUGUGUGGCCUUGGGCAAGCUGCUGGCCCUCUCUGUGCCUCUGUUGAGAUGUUUAGAUGAGCUCAUGUACAUAAAGUGCUGUGGAUGAUGCUGUGUGCUUAAUAAACACCUGAUAAAAGUUAGACCUUAUGUGAUGCUCAGUGACGUGAGGCGGACACAGAAGGACACUCACUGUGUGGUCCACUCACAGGAGGUCCCCAGAGGAGCCACAUCCACAGACACAGAAAGUGAAUGGGGGGCCAGGGGCUGGGGGAGGGGUGGAGUCAGUGUUUCAUGGGGACAGAGCUUCAGUUUGGAGAGAUGGAAAGUUCUGGAGACGGAUGGAGGGGAUGGUUGCACAGCAACGUGAAUGUGCUUCAUGCCGCUGAGCUGUGUGCUUAAAAAGGGUUAAAACGGUUACUCUUCUAUUAUAUAGUUGUAACCACAACAAUAAAAAAAGAUGGAACUAGGACGGAUAAAGACAAUAAACAGUGUGGGCACUUUAUUGAAACUUAAAAACUUAGCCCUCCAGGCCUGUUAGCUCAGGGCCAAUCUUCCUCAAAGCAAACAAAAAAACAAACAAAAGUUAGCCCCGCCGUUGAGAAUGCGCCAAGAGUCUUCCAGCCUCAGGACCUUUGCAUCUGCUGAGGGUGGGGAGGAGGUGGCCCAGAGUGGGAAGGGCGAAACCUCAAGAAACGAGGGUCCAGAGACCCUUGGGAGGAGUGACUGCAGACACACACGCGUGCCCCGGCAGUGCCACUCUUGUCCCCACCCGACCCCCCAGCAUCAGCAGCAGGUGCUCCAGGCCGUGGAGCGGGCCAAGCAGGUGACCGUGGGGGAGCUGAACAGCCUCAUUGGGCAGCAGCAGCUCCAGCCGCUGUCCCACCACGCCCCCCCUGUGCCCCUCACCCCUCGCCCGGCUGGGCUGGUGGGCGGCAGUGCCACAGGGCUGCUGGCCCUGUCUGGAGCGCUGGCCGCCCAGGCUCAGCUGGCCGCGGCUGCCAAGGAGGACCGGGCAGGCGUGGAGGCCGAGGGGUCCAGAGUGGAGAGAGCCCCGAGCAGGAGCGCAUCCCCGUCGCCCCCUGAGAGUGUGGUGGAAGAGGAGCGACCGGCUGGCCCUGGGGGCAACGGGAAGCCACGGGCCGAGGAGAAGGAUCUGUCGGGACCUUACGAGAGCGACGAAGACAAGAGCGAUUACAACCUGGUGGUGGACGAGGACCAACCCUCAGAACCCCCCAGCCCCGCCACCACCCCCUGCGGAAAGGCGCCCAUUUGCGUCCCCGCCCGUCGCGACCUCGUGGACAGUCCGUCCUCCUUGGCCUCCAGCCGCGGCUCACCGCUCCCCAGAGCCAAGGAGCUCAUCCUGAAUGAUCUUCCCGCCAGCACUCCCGCCUCCAAAUCCUGCGACUCCUCCCCGCCCCAGGACGCGUCCACCCCCGGGCCCAGCUCGGCCAGUCACCUCCGCCAGCUCACCACCAAGCCAGCGUCUUGCACGGACAGUAUUGGCCUGAGGAGCCCCCUGACUCUGUCCAGUCCUUUCACCACGUCCUUCAGCCUGGGCUCCCACAGCGCUCUUAACGGGGACCUCUCUGUGCCCAGCUCCUACGUCAGCCUCCACCUGUCCCCUCAGGUCAGCGGCUCUGUGGUGUAUGGACGCUCCCCCAUGAUGGCAUUCGAGUCUCAUCCCCAUCUUCGAGGCUCAUCCAUGUCGUCGUCCCUGCCCGCCAUCCCCGGGGGAAAGCCGGCCUACUCCUUCCACGUGUCCGCGGACGGGCAGAUGCAGCCGGUGCCCUUCCCGUCGGACGCGCUGGUGGGCGCGGGCAUCCCGCGGCACGCGCGGCAGCUGCACACGCUGGCGCACGGCGAGGUGGUGUGCGCCGUCACCAUCAGCGGCUCCACGCAGCACGUGUACACCGGCGGCAAGGGCUGCGUCAAGGUGUGGGACGUGGGCCAGCCCGGCGCCAAGACGCCCGUGGCCCAGCUCGACUGCCUGAACCGGGACAACUACAUCCGGUCCUGCAAGCUGCUGCCGGACGGCCGGAGUCUGAUCGUGGGCGGUGAGGCCAGCACGUUGUCCAUCUGGGACCUGGCGGCGCCUACCCCCCGCAUCAAGGCCGAGCUGACCUCGUCGGCCCCCGCCUGCUACGCGCUGGCCGUCAGCCCCGACGCCAAGGUCUGCUUCUCCUGCUGCAGCGAUGGCAACAUCGUGGUCUGGGACCUGCAGAACCAGACCAUGGUCAGGCAGUUCCAGGGCCACACGGACGGUGCCAGCUGCAUCGACAUCUCCGAUUAUGGCACUCGGCUCUGGACGGGGGGCCUGGACAACACUGUGCGCUGCUGGGACCUGCGGGAGGGCCGCCAGCUGCAGCAGCACGACUUCAGCUCCCAGAUUUUUUCCCUGGGCCACUGCCCCAACCAGGACUGGCUGGCCGUGGGCAUGGAGAGCAGCAACGUGGAGAUCCUGCACGUCCGCAAGCCCGAGAAGUACCAGCUGCACCUGCACGAGAGCUGCGUGCUCUCCCUCAAGUUCGCCUCCUGCGGAUGCCCAGUGAAAUCUGAAUCUGGGACAAACGACACAUCAUUCGUUGGUAUAUCUCAAGCAUUGCAUGGACUGUGCUUAUACGGAAUGACAAAUCAUUUCUUUGUGGCGGUGGUUCGUGAGCACCGGCAAGGACAACCUGCUCAACGCCUGGAGGACGCCGUAUGGAGCCAGCAUAUUCCAGUCCAAGGAGUCGUCCUCCGUGCUGAGCUGCGACAUCUCGGGGAAUAACAAGUACAUCGUGACGGGCUCGGGGGACAAGAAGGCCACCGUGUACGAGGUGGUCUACUGAGACGCCCCCCUCGCCCGACUUGGGAGGGAGGGGCGUCCGGGACAGAGACCCCAACCCCACCCCCUCCAGUCGUCCCUGGGACCCCGAAAUCCCACCUUCCCCUGCCGGAUGUGGGCCGAGCGGGCAGGAGGCCUUUGGGGAAAUAAAUGUAUUUA
This is a messenger RNA of Equus quagga, 3140 nucleotides long. It is a transcript of the gene TLE2, whose product is annotated as TLE family member 2, transcriptional corepressor. NCBI's taxonomy places the organism in Eukaryota, Metazoa, Chordata, Mammalia, Perissodactyla, Equidae. The coding region runs from base 759 to 2924 and encodes 721 amino acids. Gene Ontology annotation, molecular function: protein binding; transcription corepressor activity. The transcript has 16 exons. Gene Ontology annotation, biological process: negative regulation of canonical Wnt signaling pathway; regulation of DNA-templated transcription. The record is from RefSeq and is a predicted model, not a curated record. Gene Ontology annotation, cellular component: nucleus; transcription regulator complex.